AUGCCUAUUCCAGCCGUCUAUGUAAACGGCAAGAAGACUUUCACAGUCCUCGAAAAUAACCCCGAAGUAAUGAACGCCCUCGCCCUCUCGCUGGGGCUCUCCCCAACCCUCCAAUUCCACGACGUCUACUCUCUAACGGAACCCUCACUCCUCUCCCUGAUCCCCCGCCCCGUCCACGCCCUCCUCGUCAUCAUCCCCCUCACCUCAGCCUGGCACGCCGACCGCACCAUCGAAGACGCCUCGCACACCGCCGAGCACCCGCACACCUGCAAGGGCGCCGAUGACCAAGAGCCCAUCGUCUGGUUCAAGCAGACCAUCGGCCACGCCUGCGGCAGCAUCGGCCUCCUGCACUGUCUCCUCAAUGGCGCCGCCCGGCACCACCUCGCCCCCGACUCUACCGCCGCCAGGAUUCGCGCCACGGCCCUGCCGCUGGGCAUGCGCGACCGCGCGCAGAUGCUCUACGAGGACCAGGCUUUCGAGGACGCGCACUGUGCUGUUGCGGAGCUGGGCGAUACCGUCGCACCGUCGGCCGAGGAGGGGGACCGGCUCGGACAGCACUUUGUGGCGUUUGUGAAGGCGGGCGGGCGGCUGUGGGAGUUGGAGGGAAGCAGGAUGGGGCCGCUGGAUCGGGGUCCGUUGGCUGAGGACGAGGAUGUGUUGAGUCAGCGGGGGAUCGCGUUGGGACUGGGUAGGGUCAUUGAGUUGGAGAAGAGGGAUGCCGAGAGUAAAGGGUUGGAGGGGGGUGAUUUGAGGUUUAGCUGCAUUGCGCUUGCUGGAGGGGGGGAUAGAGACGUUUUGGAUGCAGGAGGGGGAAUCGUGGGUUAG
This is a messenger RNA of Drepanopeziza brunnea f. sp. 'multigermtubi' MB_m1, 825 nucleotides long. RefSeq lists its product as uncharacterized. The record is from RefSeq and is a predicted model, not a curated record. Gene Ontology annotation, cellular component: cytoplasm. Gene Ontology annotation, biological process: protein deubiquitination; ubiquitin-dependent protein catabolic process. Gene Ontology annotation, molecular function: cysteine-type deubiquitinase activity. Lineage: Eukaryota; Fungi; Ascomycota; Leotiomycetes; Helotiales; Drepanopezizaceae.